AUGGCUUAUGGUGAGGCAGGCACUGGCCAAAAGUCCAAAAGUGAUCUAAAGUGGUUGGGCUCAGUACUCAUUCAGCACCCACUGUUCAAGCCAGAAGAGCUUUCUAGCUUUGAUCCAGCUGCAGAGAAACAUCGUCUUGACAGGUUUUUACAGACAAAAGACAAUGCUUUUUGUGAGGAGCAUGGUUGGUACAAGUCUUCUCUCAAGAUUGCCCUUCCAUUUGAAGGCUGUGCACGUGCUGGAGGCGAGGAUAAUGCUCCCAAGCUGACAGUGGACUUCUUUCAUCAAAAAAUCUCCGACAUCAUGAAAUCAGCUCUCAGAGACUCUGUGUUUGCCACAUAUAACACUACCCCUUUUGAACAGCGCUGGAAGUCAGCAGAUGGUCAUGAUCUCCGGGUUUACUCAGAGCUAUAUAGCUCUGACGCUGUUCUGGAGGCAUACCAUGAAGUUAAUGGUGUACCAAACUCUGCUGGCAACAAUUACGAGCACAUUGUUGUCCCAAUCAUGCUUUCAUUUGAUGCGACACUUCUCUCAAAUUUUGGUGAUGCCAGUCUAUGGCCUAUCUACUUGUUUAUUGGGAACCAGUCAAAGUACAUUUGUGCUAAGCCUACAAUGAAGGUGUGUCAUCAUCUUGCGUAUAUUCCAAAGCUUCCCGACAGAUGGCAGAACACCUACACUGAAAUUUACAAGAAGCCACCCACAAAGGAUGUGCACACACACAUGAAACGCGAACUUGUUCAUGCUGUAUGGGCACUGCUGCUUCGUGAUGAGGAUUUCCAGUGUGCAUAUAAAGAUGGUAUUCUCAGAAAAUGCAGCGAUGAUAUUGUUCUCCAAGCACUUAUCCAAAUAUGCACAUACACUGGUGAUUACCCUGAGAAGGCUAUACUAUGCUCUAUUAAAAAUCUGGGACGAGCGCCAUGUCCACGAUGUCUUAUCCUCAUGGGUCAGCUUGCAAAGAUGGGAAUGAAACUUGAUAUGAGGAUGAGGGUAUCAAGAGCUCGGAUUGACAGUAUUCAUCGCCAGAAUCUUGUUGAAAAGGCUCGCACACGGAUCUUUAAAAAGGGUUGUUCAGUCAACUCAAAAGCAGUGACAUCGCUUCUGGGUGAUCAGUUGUAUGUGCCCACCAGAGCAAGUUUUCUCCUACCUUUGCUCCUGCAUGGCAUCAACUAUUUUGAACUAUUCCCUGUUGACUUGCUGCAUGAGUUUGAGCUCAGCGUAUGGAAGGCUGUGUUUAUCCACCUUGUCCGAAUGGUCAUGUCUCUUGGAGGCACUGCAGUGCAGGAUGUGAAUGACCGGUAUGUAUUUAGUAUAUUCCUAGUUUACCACACUAAAAGUGGUCUAGGUAUCGUAAAAUCCCAAUGUUUGGAAAGCAAACAAUCUGUAGAUUCCAGAGGAACGUUUGUGCAAUGA
This is a messenger RNA of Coniophora puteana RWD-64-598 SS2, 1410 nucleotides long. RefSeq lists its product as uncharacterized. The record is from RefSeq and is a predicted model, not a curated record. The transcript is spliced from 4 exons. Lineage: Eukaryota; Fungi; Basidiomycota; Agaricomycetes; Boletales; Coniophoraceae. The coding region runs from base 1 to 1410 and encodes 469 amino acids.